AUGGCGGCAAAUGAAGAAUCCACAAGUAAUAAUUCUCAAUCAAAUAACAAUGUGAGUUUGUUCUAUAAUGAUCCUUAUUACAUUUCUAGCUCAGAUAACACUGUUAGUAAGAUUGUUCCUAUAAAUUUGAAUGGAAAUAACUUCUUGAGUUGGAAACGAAAUGUUAAAAGAGCUUUAAUGGCGAAAAAUAAAUUAGGAUUUCUUGAUGGUUCAAUCAAGAAACCUGAUGUAGCUGAUAAAGAUUUUUCACGGUGGAUGAGAAGUGAUUAUCUAGUUACUUGUUGGUUGAUGAAUUCUAUGGAUGCUGAUAUAGCUGAUAACUUCACAUAUGUUGAUAAUUCUGAACAAUUGUGGUAUGAAGUUUGUGAAAGGUUUGGUCAGACAAACGGAUCGCAAAUAUAUCAACUGAAAAAGGAACUUGAUAAUUUGCGACAAGAUAAUAUGUCUGUUGUUGUGUAUUUUGGCAAAAUGAAGAAAUGUUGGGAUGAGCUACAGAAUCUACGCACUUUUCCUACAUGUUCUUGUGGAUUACUUGCUAAAUGUAGUUGCAAUUUUAUGAAGAAAUUGAUUGAUUUUGAUGCUGAAGAAAAAUUAAUGCAGUUUCUAUUAGGUCUUAACAGUAGCUUUGAGAAUGGCAAAGGUCACACAAAAGAUCAAUGUUUCAAGAUAAUAGGAUAUCCUGAUUGGUAUAAUCCUAAGAAAAACAACAAAAUUGGUGGAAAAGUUGCUGCAAAUGUCACUGCUAUUGCAGAUUGUGAGUAUGAAGAUACUCCUUUAGAGUUUAGGUCUGCUGGACCUGGUGGUAGUUCUUGUGCUAGUCCUGGUGCUGUUAUGGAUUCUGGAAUGGUGAACACUAUUGUGCAAGAGGUAAUGAGAAGUCUGAAAGGCAAGCAGCAAAACUCUGGAGACUCAUCUGCUUAUGCUCAUUCUGCCAGAGUUAACAAAUGUGAUCAGAUGAUUGCUGGAGAACCUUAUGCUCAUAAUGCAGGUAAAGUUCCUGUUCAUAUGCCUGAUUCUAGUAGUUGGAUUAUAGAUUCAGGGGCUACUGAUCAUAUGACACAUGAUGCUAGUUUAUUUUGUCGAAAAAGAAGACUUAAUAAGGUUUUUGAAGUUGGUUUACCUGAUGGUAAUUGUAGUUAUGUUCAUGAAGUUGGGGAUGUGAUGCUUAAGUGUGGUAUUAUGCUUACAAAUGUGUUACUUGUUCCUACUUUUACAUAUGACUUGCUUUCCAUAGGACAGUUACUUGUUGAUGGUAAAGUUCACGUAGAAUUCACAACUACAGAAUGCAUUUUUUCUCAUUCUAACUCUCAUCAAAUUCUUGCUAAAGGACAGAAAAUUAGAGGUUUAUAUUUCUUGAUCUCUAAUGCUCUUAGUUCUUCUGUAAAACCUUCUUUUCACAACUCCUUUGCUUCUCAUACUUCCACUUCUAAUCUGCAUAUUAUGCAUGCUCGACUUGGUCAUGUCUCCCUCUCUAAAAUGAAACAUAUUCCAGAAUGGUACAAAUUAUAUAAUCUAGAUACUCAUAAAGUGUUUGUUUCUAGAGAUGUAAUCUUUAGGGAAGAUGUAUUUCCUUUCAAUAUAUCCCAAUCCUCUUCUAACACAAAUGCACACAUGGACAUGCCUACUGUGUCUUAUGAUUCUCCUAUUCAUUUCACUACACAUGAUACUCCUACUCAUUCUGAUGCCUCAAAUCACAAUUAUGAGGCUUCUAAUAAUCAAUCUUCUCCUUCUCAUAUUCUUGAUAACCACUCUUCUUCUGCCUCUCCUCCUUUUAUACAUCCUAAUAAUCCUCCUGUUUCUAAUUCAGAUAUUGCUGAUGACAGUUUUUCACCCUCUCCUGUUAAUCAAAAUGAUAAUACUCUUUUAUUGUCUACUAAUACUUCCAUAGCUGAUGAUUCAGCUGAUGUUUCUACCAUACAUAUUCAUACAUCUUCUAAAAAUCCGGAUCUUACUUCUAAAACACAAAUUCCUAUCAGACAGUCUACUAGAAUUGUUAAACCUCCCACAAAAUUUUAG
This is a messenger RNA of Beta vulgaris subsp. vulgaris (sugar beet), 2016 nucleotides long. RefSeq lists its product as uncharacterized. Lineage: Eukaryota; Viridiplantae; Streptophyta; Magnoliopsida; Caryophyllales; Amaranthaceae. The record is from RefSeq and is a predicted model, not a curated record. The transcript has 3 exons. The coding region runs from base 1 to 2016 and encodes 671 amino acids.